AUGAAGAAACAACAGAUGAAGUUGGUUUCACUUCUUCUUCUGGUGGUGCUCAUGAUGUCUUGUAUGUUGAAACUUUCCAACGGGAUCAGUUUAUGUAACAUGAACGAAGAUGGCCUUGAUGCUUGUAAGCCAUCAGUAACACAGCCAGAACCAACUAAACCAACUCCAAAAUGCUGUGAGGCUCUUACUGGUGCUGAUUUGCAAUGUCUUUGCUCUUAUAAGAACUCAGCAGAGUUACCUUUACUUGGAAUUGAUCCAACUCUUGCUGCUUCACUUCCUAAAGAAUGUGAUCUCACUCCUCCAGCUAACUGUAGUUAA
Lathyrus sativus (Indian pea) is the source of this 318-nucleotide messenger RNA. NCBI's taxonomy places the organism in Eukaryota, Viridiplantae, Streptophyta, Magnoliopsida, Fabales, Fabaceae. The record is from the annotation of a GenBank genome assembly.